Messenger RNA from Onychomys torridus (southern grasshopper mouse), 1323 nucleotides. RefSeq names its product Rab interacting lysosomal protein like 2 (gene Rilpl2). NCBI's taxonomy places the organism in Eukaryota, Metazoa, Chordata, Mammalia, Rodentia, Cricetidae. Gene Ontology annotation, cellular component: ciliary basal body; cytoplasm. Gene Ontology annotation, biological process: cilium assembly. The coding region runs from base 275 to 871 and encodes 198 amino acids. Gene Ontology annotation, molecular function: protein dimerization activity. The transcript has 4 exons. The record is from RefSeq and is a predicted model, not a curated record.
CCCCGCGGGCUACCAGGCCUCUCGGUGCGCCUCUCUAGCUGCUUUGCUUCCCAGGGUCCCAUCUCCGUGUGCCUCACAUCUGGCGCACAGCUGUGCGGCUGCACGCGGUUUUCCGUGGUCCGGUGCUUCCCGCGACUCGGUGCAUUCAUUCUUCCGGAGCCACCCGGACCGCGCACGGCGUGGACUCGGCCCAGCGCUAAGUUUUCUUGACCCAGAGCCGGUGGUGGACGCGUAGGUGACCGCGGCCCCAGAGGUCGCCGGGGUCGGGGGCACCAUGGAGGAGCCCCCUGUGCGGGAGGAGGAGGACGGGGAGGAGGACGAAGGCGCCCUGGCCAAGAGCCCCCUCGAGCUGACCACCGACGACGUGUACGACAUCUCCUACGAGGUGGGCCGCGAGCUGAUGGCCCUGGGCAGCGACCCCCGCGUCACCCGGCUGCAAUUCAAGAUCGUGCGGGUGAUGGAGAUGCUGGAGGCGCUGGUGAACGAGGGCAGCCUGGUGGCGGAGGAGCUGAGGAUGGAGAGGGACAACCUCAGGCAGGAGGUGGAGGGGCUGCGGAGAGCCGGGGGUGCGUCCGGAGACCAGAUGAACCUGGGACCCGACAAGAUGGUAGUGGAUCUGACGGACCCCAACCGGCCCCGCUUCACUCUGCAGGAGCUGAGGGAUGUCCUGCAGGAGCGUAACAAGCUCAAGUCGCAGCUGCUGCUGGUGCAGGAGGAACUUCAGUGCUACAGGAGUGGCCUGCUUCCACCCAGAGAAGCUCCAGGAGGAAGAAGAGAGAAGGACGCUGUGGUUACCAUGGGCAACGGUGAGAAGGAAGAGAGGACCAUCAUGAAGAAGCUGUUCUCUUUCCGGUCAGGGAAGCAUACCUAGCUAGAGUGAAGGCCAUGGCUACGGUGACCCUCUGACUCAGAAGACAAUUGCCAGGGUGUCUUCUGGAACCAUCAUUCUGUACCAUGUUUCUGCUCUGGGCUUGCUCACUCGUUUCCCCCAGAGCAGUCAAAGGAAGAUGUUCUCACGACUCAUCUGCUCCCUAGGGACAGAACUGGACAGCCACCACGCUUUGGCCAGGACAGGUGAGGCAACUCCAAGAACUCCAGAGAGCAAAGGAACAUAGACCAUGGCCAUAUCCUGCCUCCAUGCAUGGAGGCCUAUACAGCCUGGUCCAGCCUCAAUGAUAAUCCAGUCAUUGACAUGUGGCGGGGGAGAAAUGAAAAAGUGGGAAAACAUGGAAUUGACUUCACUGAUAUUUGGUGAAUACUGUUUUUUCUCAUACAACUUUAUAUGACUUUUGUAUUAAAGUAAAAUGACCUUUAUACUUUCUA